This is a messenger RNA of Medicago truncatula (barrel medic), 613 nucleotides long. RefSeq names its product SKP1-like protein 1A. The transcript has a single exon. The coding region runs from base 26 to 484 and encodes 152 amino acids. Lineage: Eukaryota; Viridiplantae; Streptophyta; Magnoliopsida; Fabales; Fabaceae. Gene Ontology annotation, biological process: ubiquitin-dependent protein catabolic process. The record is from RefSeq and is a predicted model, not a curated record.
CACAAAAAUUUAGGGUUUCUAAUUCAUGGCAUCAUCAUCAAUGAAGAAGAUCAUCCUGAAGAGUUCUGAAGGCGAGACCUUUGAAAUCGAAGAGGCGGUGGCAGUUCAAUCGCAGACGAUCAAGCAUUUGAUCGGCGACCAGUGUGCCAAUGACACUGAAAUCCCUAUUUCGAACGUAACAGGCAAGAUCUUGGCCAUGGUUAUUGAGUAUUGCAAGAAACAUGUUGAUGCUGUAAGUUCUGAUGAGCUUAGGAAGUGGGACGCUGAAUUUGUCCAGGUCGAUCAAGAUACUCUCUUGAAACUCAUCUUGGCUGCAAGGUAUUUGGACAUCAAGAGUCUAUAUGAUCUUGGAUGUAUGACUACAGCAAACAACAUCAAGGACAAGACACCGGAGGAGAUUUGCAAGAUUUUCAACAUUAAGGAUGAGUACACCCCCGAGGAAAAGGAGGAAGUUCGUCGCGAAAAUAGUUGGGCCUUUGAAUGAAUCUGUAGUCAAUUUAAUUUCCAGUGUUUAGUCAAUUUCUCUGUGUUAUGCUUCGUUUUAGUCAUGAAAGAACUAUAUAGUGUACUUUUUAAUGAUUAUAUAUGGAAUAAAGUUUUAUUUAUUAUUACA